UCUCUCUCACUUUCAUUCUCUCCAAACCAUGGGCAUCAGCACCGGCCAGAAGUUCAAGCUCUUCUUCAAGCUCAUUGUCACCGCUCCUGGUGCUAUCAUCAAGGGUGUUAUUUCCUCCCUCAUCAAUGCCUUCCUUGGUGCUUCUGCUCUCAAGAAGCUUAUCAUCAUCGGUGUCGUCGCCUUCCUCUACAAGACCCUCAAGUCACGCCACAAGUCGGCCUCGCUGCUUGGCAUGAACCGGUCUUCCAUGGAUGAGUCUGCUGUGGCUGCUGUGGCUUCUUCCUACGAGCAGAUGUUCGACUCGCAGGAUGCCACCUCUCGCCUCGAGUCGUACACCACCGUCGUCAACUCGUACUACGACCUCGCUACCGACUUUUACGAGUGGGGCUGGGGCCAGAGCUUCCACUUUGGCACUCGCUUUGUCGGCGAGACCCUGACGGCCUCGGUCGCCCGCCACGAGCACUACCUUUCUUCUCAUCUCGGCCUCAAGCCGGGCAUGGACGUCCUCGACGUCGGCUGCGGUGUCGGCGGUCCCAUGAUCUCCAUCGCUCGCUUCUCGGGCGCAAACCUGACUGGCCUCAACAACAACGCGUACCAGAUCUCGCGUGGCCAGAAGCUGGUUGCCGAGGCCGGCCUUGCCGGCCGCUGUGGCUUUGUCAAGGCUGACUUUAUGCACAUCCCCGUCGAGGACGCCUCCUACGACGCCGUCUACGAGAUCGAGGCCACUUGCCAUGCCCCGGACCGCGUCGCCUGCUACUCGGAGAUCAACCGCAUCCUCAAGGACGGCGGCCUGUUUGGCGGCUACGAGUGGACCAUGACUGACAAGUACGACCCGAACAACCCGGCCCACAACAAGAUCAAGCACGACAUCGCCAUCGGCAACGGCCUCCCAGACAUCAUCACCUCGGAGGACGUCCGCCAGGCCCUCAUCGACUCGGGCUACGAGAUCGUCGAGUUUGUCGACCUCGCUCCCACCACCCCGGAGAACCCCAUCCCCUGGUACUACGACAUGCAGGGCUCGUACUCGCUCUCGCGCUUCCGCCUCACAAAGGUCGGCAAGUGGUGCUCCCACGCCCUCGUCAACGUCCUCGAGACCCUCGGCCUCUCCCCCAAGGGCUCCGUCAAGACCCACGAGAUCCUCAUCCGCGCCUCCGAGGGCCUCCUCGCCGGCGGCGAGCAGGAGCUCUUCACCCCCAUGCUCUUCUUUAUUGCCCGCAAGGUCUCCGACGCCCCGGCUGCCGCGGGCACCUCGUCCUAACUAUCACCGUGCGGUCGUUCGGGCGCGUUGUCGCGCGCCUCAAAGUGAACAACACAGUACGCGAUAAAGUCCUCUCCCCAUCCCA
Molecule: messenger RNA, 1343 nt
Organism: Thecamonas trahens ATCC 50062
Lineage: Eukaryota; Apusomonadida; Apusomonadidae
Product: cycloartenol-C-24-methyltransferase
Exons: 2
Coding region: 29-1258 (409 amino acids)
Biological process (GO): sterol biosynthetic process
Cellular component (GO): endoplasmic reticulum
Molecular function (GO): sterol 24-C-methyltransferase activity
Source: RefSeq, a predicted model, not a curated record